AUGACAAUCUCUGAUACCGAAUCCAUGGCGGACAUCGGAAUUUGUGACUUUCCGUGCACUACGGAGGAGGAGAGACGUAUCGUGACGGAGAUGACUAAAGAAGCGGAGGCUAAUUUGAAAGAGGGAAACUUGUAUUUCGUCAUCUCAAACAGGUGGUAUACAAGCUGGGAGAGAUGUGUUGGGAUACCAACAGAAGAAUUUUCAAGUGUAGAGCUUUCAGAAGCUGCCAGGCCCGGACCAAUUGACAAUCAUGAUAUUAUUGAAAGUGAAAGUGACGCUAGUGAUCCACAGCUUCGUCGGAUGUUAGAGGAAGGGGUCGACUACGUUUUAGUUCCUCAAGAAGUUUGGAGAAAACUUGUGGAAUGGUAUAAAGGAGGUCCUCCAUUACCAAGGAAGUUGAUCAGUCAAGGGUUUUUCAAUAAGAACUAUAGUGUGGAGGUUUACCCACUUUGUCUUCAGUUGACAGACGAUAGAGACGGACCUAGUACGACCAUAAGGUUGAGCAAACAGGCUUCUAUUAGUCAACUUUAUGAGAUGGUUUGUGCUGUAAAAGGGGUAGCGAAAGAAAAGGCUCGCAUCUGGGAUUACUAUGAGAAGAGGAAAAUGAAACUCUUGGAUCCUUCAUCUGACUUGAGCUUGGAGGAAUCGAGCCUUCAAAGAGACCAAGAUAUUCUUCUUGAAGUCGAUGGGUCUGAAUCUUCUCAAUAUGACAUAAGCUUGGCAGGAAAUGAGUUAGCUCUGGUACCUCUAGAGGCUACAAUGUCAGAUGCUACGGAUCUUAUGCUUGAUGGGGGGACCUUAUCUUAUGGUCAUUCCAAUGGUUCCAAGUUUUGGAGAAACGCAUCUGAAGAUGAUGCUUGUGAUUCCUCGAGUGCUUUUGGGAAAGGAAAGAGGAGGGGUUUAGGAGGAUUGCAAAAUUUGGGAAACACAUGCUUCAUGAACAGUACUCUCCAGUGUUUGGCCCAUACACCGCCUAUUGUUGAAUAUUUUCUACAAGAUUACAGUAACGACAUAAAUACAGAGAAUCCUUUGGGAAUGCGUGGUGAGCUUGCGACUGCAUUCGGUGAACUUUUGAGGAAAUUGUGGUCAUCUGGACAGAAUACAGUUGUGCCACGCUCUUUCAAGGCAAAAUUGGCUCGAUUUGCUCCACGAUUUAGUGGUUAUAAUCAGCAUGAUUCUCAAGAAAUGCUUGCUUUCCUAUUGGAUGGGCUCCACGAAGAUUUGAACAAGGUAAAACGAAAACCUUACAUUGAAGCUAAAGAUUCAGAUGGUCAUCCAGAUGAUGAAGUAGCCGAAGAGUUGUGGAAAUAUCACAAGGCUCGAAACGACUCUGUGAUCGUUGAUGUCUGCCAAGGACAAUACAAGUCAACACUAGUCUGCCCAGAUUGUGGAAAAAUCUCAGUCACCUUUGAUCCCUUUAUGUACUUAUCUUUGCCAUUGCCAUCAACUCGCACUCGAUCAAUGACAGUUGCAGUGUUUUAUGGUGAUGAAAGCCGUCUUUGGACGCCAUACACUGUAACAGUUCUUAAAGAUGGUUCUUGUAGAGAUCUCACUAAUGCAUUAGGCACUGCUUGCUGCUUGAAUAAUGAUGAAAGCCUUGUACUCGCAGAGGUUUAUGAUCACAAGAUCUUUAGAUAUUUUGAAGAUCCCCUGGAGUCGUUGACUGCGAUAAGAGACAAUGAGCGUAUUGUGGCAUAUCGGUUCAACCAUAUGCACAAAGGACAAGGGAAAGUCAAACUCGAAAUUCUUCAUGGAGAGCUGGAAAAGUCUAUUCUGACUUUUGUAAGUCGCAGCCCAAAGCGCUUUGGAAUUCCUCUUGUCACUUAUAUCAACGCAGAACCACUUAGUGGAAUUGACAUUGAUGCAAUUAUCUCUGGAUUGCUGUCACCUCUGAACCGGAUUCAUUCAUCAUCUAUAGUUGAUAAUGGAGAGGAAAAAAGGCACAUUCCAGAUGUUGCUGAUGAAACAUCCGGAAGGUUAUCUUCUAAAGACGUUGAAACGGAAAAUAACACGCCUGAUGAUAGACAGUUAUCCUUUAGCCUCUUCUUGACAGAUCGACAUUUUUUCAGUGUCAAGCCACUUGAGUCCGAUUCAGUUGUGAAACCUGGUAGUGUUACAAGUGUUCUGGUCCAGUGGAACGAGAAAGAGCAUGAACAAUAUGAUUCCAGCUACUUAAAUGAUCUACCAGUGAUUUAUAAAACAGAUUUCUUUGCAAAGAAGGCGGCGGAGCAAGAGAGGAUAUCUUUGUUUUCGUGUUUGGAAGCUUUUCUAGCAGAAGAGCCUCUUGGACCAGAUGAUAUGUGGUAUUGUCCUGGUUGCAAAGAACACAGACAAGCCAACAAGAAGCUAGACUUGUGGAAGUUGCCAGAUAUCCUUGUUGUCCACCUGAAACGGUUCACGUUUAGUAGAUAUUUCAAGAACAAGAUUGAUACAUUUGUGAAUUUUCCGAUUCAUGAUCUAGACUUGAGCAAGUAUGUGAAGAACAAAGAUGGCCAGUCAUACCUUUAUGAGUUGUAUGCCAUUAGCAAUCAUUAUGGUUUCAUGGGCGAUGGUCACUACACCGCCUUUGCUAAGUUGAUGGAUGAAAACGAAUGGUACGAUUUCAAUGACAGCCAUGUUUCAGGUGUAAAUGAAUCUGAGCUCAAGACUUCGGCCGCAUACGUUUUGUUCUAUCAAAGAGUGAAGAAAAGUGAACCAGAGAAAUCGAAUAUGGAUAUGGAUUAG
Messenger RNA from Arabis nemorensis, 2724 nucleotides. The record is from the annotation of a GenBank genome assembly. NCBI's taxonomy places the organism in Eukaryota, Viridiplantae, Streptophyta, Magnoliopsida, Brassicales, Brassicaceae.